This is a messenger RNA of Lachancea thermotolerans CBS 6340, 1194 nucleotides long. RefSeq names its product pseudouridine synthase PUS6 (gene PUS6). The transcript has a single exon. The coding region runs from base 1 to 1194 and encodes 397 amino acids. Gene Ontology annotation, biological process: pseudouridine synthesis. The record is from RefSeq and is a predicted model, not a curated record. Gene Ontology annotation, molecular function: RNA binding; pseudouridine synthase activity. NCBI's taxonomy places the organism in Eukaryota, Fungi, Ascomycota, Saccharomycetes, Saccharomycetales, Saccharomycetaceae.
AUGAUGGGGGCUGAAGUGUACUUCGCCAAUGGAUUGAGAAAGAUCAAACCAUAUCAUCACUCGAGGCUUUCUUUCGCUAAAGGAAGAUGGCUUGACAGAACACUGUUGGAUGUGUUAAGCGAUGAAUUCCGAGCGAACACCAAGGAAGAAUAUGAGAAAGGCAUCUUACAGAAGAAGUUCCAAAUUAUACGUGACGGGGCCGAGCUGAGCGUGGAAGAAGUCUUAAAGGGGCAAAUUCGCAACAAAGACGUUAUCAGAACCACGUCACAUAAGCAUGAACCUCCUGUCAGACAAUGGGCCAAAGAAGAGAAUAGCGGCCUCGGCUGGGUUGCAGGUAUGAAGGUGGUGCACGAGUGUGAAGAUUUACUAGUGAUAGACAAACCCAGUGGCAUACCUAUCCACCCGACUGGGCAAUAUUAUCAGAAUACGUUAGUGGAGGUACUAAAGAGUCACGGCAAAACGGUGUUUCCAAGUCACCGUUUGGACAAGAUCACAUCUGGGGUCUUGAUUCUCACCAAAAACCCGCAUAUGGCGAACAAAAUUCAGCAUCAGAUUAGGCAGCGCACUAUGAGUAAGAUAUACCUUGCUCGUGUUGACGGCGCAUUUCCCAUGGCUGACACGCUAGGGUCUUUAACCCCGUUCGAGAGCCCAGACAAGACUCAGACUGUAGAUUCUGCCAUAUAUACCGUCGAGCUGAAAAAACAAUUCCCAGCAGCAUUCUCGCCUCCCCGCGAGGCAAAAACGAAAUUCUAUCCACUCAAAUAUUAUCCGAAGUCUGACGAAACUUUAGUCGCGUGUCAGCCGAUCACAGGGCGUACACAUCAGAUAAGAAUUCAUCUUGCAAGAUUAGGGCAUCCAAUAGUCAACGACCCUUUUUAUAAUCUUAAGAAUUCUCGAUAUCCCAAGCGAUUAACAUUUAUGUUAGAAUGUCACAAUUGGAACAAGCAAGCAAACAAAUCUCCCUCUCUAUCUGAGUUAUUUGAGGAAUUCUUGGGGGAGGCAGAGAAACUUCAAAGGUCAGAGCGCUCAGCCCUUACCUUAGAGAAAUGCCCGGAAUGCGAUGCCAGUAUUUAUCCUGACCCAACCUGCGAGGAAUUGCAACUUUUCCUGCAUGCAUGGAAGUACACAGAUGACUCCGGUAGCUUGAAAUUCGAGACCGAGAUUCCGAAGUGGGCAAAAAGCGGCUGGACAUGA